Molecule: messenger RNA, 1104 nt
Organism: Glycine soja
Lineage: Eukaryota; Viridiplantae; Streptophyta; Magnoliopsida; Fabales; Fabaceae
Product: GRF1-interacting factor 1-like
Exons: 4
Coding region: 224-856 (210 amino acids)
Biological process (GO): cell population proliferation; positive regulation of transcription by RNA polymerase II; leaf development
Cellular component (GO): nucleus
Molecular function (GO): transcription coactivator activity
Source: RefSeq, a predicted model, not a curated record
AAUAGCCAAGAGAUAGAAGGGAAAAGUGGGAACACACAGAAAGCCAGAGAACCAGAGAGAGAGAGAGAGAGAGAGAGUGUGCUUCUCUCUGCACUUGCACUAUUGCAGGCCUCAGCUUUGUUUGGUUUUGGAUUGAGAAAGUUGAUAUAGUUAGAGAAAGAGAAAGUGUACAUCUUUCUAUCAUAUAGUGUAUAUAUAUAUAUAUAUAUUGCGUGUGUGAGAGAUGCAGCAGCACCUGAUGCAGAUGCAGCCCAUGAUGGCAGCCUACUACCCCAACAACGUCACCACUGAUCACAUUCAGCAGUAUCUGGAUGAGAACAAGUCCUUAAUUCUGAAGAUUGUUGAAAGCCAGAAUUCUGGCAAGCUGAGCGAGUGUGCCGAGAACCAAGCAAGGCUUCAGAGAAAUCUCAUGUACUUAGCUGCAAUAGCUGAUUCUCAACCCCAACCACCCACCAUGUCUGGUCAGUACCCUCCGAGUGGGAUGAUGCAGCAGGGAGCACAGUACAUGCAGGCUCAACAACAGGCACAGCAGAUGACACCACAACAACUAAUGGCAGCACGCUCAUCUCUUUUGUACGCACAGCAGCCGUACUCAGCACUUCAACAGCAGCAAGCCAUGCACAGCGCACUGGGGUCGAGUUCGGGGCUCCACAUGCUGCAAAGUGAAGGCAGCAAUGUGAAUGUGGGAGGAGGGUUUCCUGACUUUGUGCGUGGCGGCAGCUCCACAGGGGAGGGUUUGCACAGUGGUGGAAGGGGUAUCAUUGGAAGUAGCAAGCAGGAAAUGGGGGGUUCAAGUGAAGGCCGCGGUGAAGGGGGUGAAAACCUCUACCUCAAAGUUGCUGAUGAUGGAAACUAGCUAGCUAGCCACCCAAAAUGAACAAGCUUUUCUUAGUUUAAUUAGUUAGGAAGACAUCAAGGGAUAGUAGCUAGCUGCUGCUGCUUAUAUAUAAUGUGUGCUUCAACUUGAGGCAAACGCUUGCCUUGAUGUCUCUACAUUACUAUUAGUAACAUAAAUUAGCACAUCUUCUACUUCCUUGCCUAAAUUUCUGAUCACAUAACCUGUUUUUCUCAUCUCCGAGGUCGGAUUAGAUUUGGUUUCACAUU